This is a messenger RNA of Syngnathus typhle (broad-nosed pipefish), 3314 nucleotides long. RefSeq lists its product as uncharacterized. The transcript is spliced from 8 exons. The coding region runs from base 2036 to 2971 and encodes 311 amino acids. The record is from RefSeq and is a predicted model, not a curated record. NCBI's taxonomy places the organism in Eukaryota, Metazoa, Chordata, Actinopteri, Syngnathiformes, Syngnathidae. Gene Ontology annotation, molecular function: carbohydrate binding.
UCUAGCUGCAAGCAAGCAGGAACAGACAUUAACUGACACACUGAAACAAAAAGAAGACAUCAAGUAUUUGUUUUACUCGCUAGGAGAACUAACAGAGAGCGUUUCAUUCUCCAACACUUUGUUUUGUCUCCCCUUUUGAAUGUUGAGGUUGCUCUGGUUGCAAUGGCGUUGCUACACUCAAGGGAGGGGGACUGUUCAGCUAAUGAAUGUAGCAGCCGACAGGAGCUCCACCAUCUAGCAUUCAACGAUUUCUCCCACUUCACUAGGAACUCCUAACAGAAUGUAACUAGGCAUGUCAAAUAGUUGAAUAUCAACUUCAACUUGUGCUGUUUACAACGUGCACUUAAAGCGACCCAAUACACGAAACGACAUUUUAUGUAGCUCGGACCUGUUUUUGCAAACGUGAUUACGCGUUAUCAGGUAGAGUGCACGAGGGGAUUGAGAUUUAAAAUCGGGAGCAUCCCUGCCUGCAACCACCACUGCUAAUCCCCGAUUUGGAGUAUUUCCACACUACAGUGUGGCAUAUUUGAGAUGGAACAUUGGUCGAGCAUAAUCACGCUAAAUAUGCUCAUGUUAGCAUUGUGCUAGCUACCACGCUUAAAGCAGCGGGCCCCACUUCUGUAUUGUAACCAAGCAGUACGACAAAUAACGUUGCUAACAUAACUUACCUCUUUCGUCGUUGCAGUUGUAAUGUUGCUAAUGCCACACAAGUUGCGUAUUUAUCUAAUGCAGACAAAUAGAAGGCAACAAGCUUCUGUUUGAGUGCUUAAACCAAGCGCGACUUUGUCGUCGUCGCUUUACCUGCAACGUAAUGAUGACGUCAUUUGAGAGAGGUCCCUACUGCCCUCUAGCGAAGGACCGUGGGACGUUUAGUGUUGUUGACCAGCAAACAAACCAACAUUGCGUGAAAAAAAAUAUUUUGUGCACGUUUUCAAAAAAAAAAAAAAAACCACCGUCAAAUUGAUUUUAAUAGCGUGCAUUUGUUUAUAUGCCCUCUGCUUUUGGUGAGAGAUUGCUUUUAGAAUUUACACUGCUUUUCAUGCUAAUUUGUGAGAGCGUUUAUUUUGACAAUUCUAUAUACAUAUAAUUGCCACUGCGAGAGUUUGGCUUAAUGUAAUUGUUUUAAGAAAUUAAAAAAAAAAAUGCGCCUGAAACGAGUGUGUUUGUUGCUAAGUGUUUUUAAAUGAAAGUCCAACGAUGUUUUCAAAACAGGAGCUACUUUAUUUACAAAUUCGAUAUACUGUAAAUAUUGGACAUUGAUAUCAAAGUCAAAUAAUUGACUAACACAUUUAGACUUAUUUCUAAUGAAUGGCUGUAUCUUGUCUCACUUUAAUAUCUUUAAUGAAUAUUGUACUGUAUAAAAAAGAAAAAUAAUUAGACUUGAUGUAAAUAGAGUAGAUAACUAAAAAUCUAGAUGAUUAACCAGUGAACAUAAUUCAAAUUGACUUGCAGAUGUCUGCAUUUUUUUAUUUUAACUACUUGAUCAUUUUAUUGAAUUAGUUGUCAUCCAUUUUGAGCUUUAGUUUAUUUUAUAAGUGGAUUUAGGGAUUGUUUUAGUUUAGUGCAUGGCUUCCUUUUUUUUUUUUUUUACUGUCUGCUUUGUUGUGUCACGUUCAACAGACCUCAUUUCAAAGCUUUUUUUCACCAUAAAACACGCAUGAUUGAGGUUCUCAAAUGUCACUGCACGUAUACACAAAGCAUUCAAAGCACAAAAAGAGCAUCAUUUCGUUGAGUCUUCUGUGACAUGGCAUGUUUGUACGACAGGAGGAACUGGCAGUAAUCACGCGCUGGAUCUUCGGUUGUGCGGUGCUGUUGUUUUGUUGCCGUCUAGAUAGGUGCCGGCCGCCUGGAACAUGAGCCCGUCAGUUGUCGCGACGCUGCUACUCAUUCUUGUCCUGUGUUGGCCCUGCAACACUUUUGGAACGUCAAGAACAAUUGUUAUGGACGGUUCCGUUACGAAGUGGGCUGGAAAGAGGCUGAGGCUCGCUGUAAAAGAGAGGGUGGCCAUCUGGCUAGCAUUUGGUACUUCAGAGAGAUGGAGUUUAUAGAGUCACUAUAUAUGAGGGUGGAUCAUUGGAUCGGUUUGUCCCGUAACAACAAUACUGAUGAGUGGAAAUGGAGCGACGGAAGUAUUUACUAUCCCGAGUACUGGGGUACCUUUCAGGCACGCAACGACACGAACUUCCCGCAAUGCAUUGCGUUGACUGCUAGAACGAGAAAAUGGAAAAUUGAUGACUGUCAGGAAAACAAAUAUUUCAUCUGCAAGUACACCCUGGACGUGUGCCUUUGUCCUCCUCCAUGUCGUCCUACUACUACUGCUGCUCCUGCCUUGCAAACAACCACCCGACCUUUGUCCACCACUACCUCCCCUCCUCCUACUUGUCCUCCUUGUGCUUCCUCUGCUCGUCCUUACAUUACUCUUUCCUCCAAACCGAAUACCACCGCCGUGCCGCAAAACAUUUGGGCACCGGAGAUUUGCAAAAUGUCAAUCGAUCAGUCCACAUCGUGUGCCUCAGAUGACCCCACGUGCUCGUGCCUGCUUGCCGUGUUGGCCAACCCAAAUGGUUCGAUCCAAGCUGCAUUCAACGACGGUCUCGGUGUGAAUCGCAGUGUUGUCAUCAGAGGACAGGCCAAUUCCAAUGCAGAGAGGCUCAUCGUCAAGCUGCUUCUGGGCAAAGAAGACGACAACAUGACUGCGCUUCAGCUGAAUUUCCACUUUGGAAACAAAAGCAUUGUGCUCAACUCCCAAGCGGACAAAAAAACUACCCAACAAACCGUGAACGCUUCUCAACCCCACCAGUUUGGACCCGGACUCGACUUCAAGAUUGACAUUCAAUGUGGCAACAACACUUUCAACAUGACCUUGGAUGACAACGUCCAGCUGGCCUUGGAACAUCAACUUAUGAACCUGCGACGCAUCAAGUGGCUGGAAGUUUGGCACGUGCUGCUGAGUUCCGUCCAGCUGAUGUGACAAAAGUCCAAAUUUCUUUCAGCACUCACUACUGCCACUGUCUGGUAUCAACCAGCGAUAGGGGUAAUGCGUUAUUGUAAUGUAUUUAUGAAUUACUCAAUGAAUCUUUGCAAUGUUAGUCGUCGGAUCUCCUUACAUUUUUAGGACCACACUACAACUUUGAUCACAAGUUUUAUAACCAAAUGAAAAACAUUAAAAAAAACUGAGCAAUUUGAAAAACAUAAAACAUUGAGCCACUUAAGGCUGAUUUAAAAGAGUGACAUUUGUGUCACUUGUAAGUUUGUGUUGAAUAUUUGUAAUAUUGCAUGUUAUAUCCACAAUAAAAUUCAAUAAGGCAAGUCUA